Terrapene triunguis (Three-toed box turtle) is the source of this 645-nucleotide messenger RNA. Its product is annotated as immunoglobulin superfamily member 1-like. The record is from RefSeq and is a predicted model, not a curated record. The annotation marks the transcript as partial. The transcript has 3 exons. Lineage: Eukaryota; Metazoa; Chordata; Testudines; Emydidae.
AUGGCCGUGACUCUGCCAGUCCUGCUCCUGACUGUCGCCCUGCCGAAGCCGUCCCUCGUCUGGGACCGGGCCGCAGGUGCCGAGGGCGGGAUCCGGCUGCGCUGCUCUGCCCCAGGGUCACUCGGGGGAGGCUGGUUCACCCUGUACCGGGACGGCACACCAGGCCCUGUGGCUGAGGAGCGGGCCCCGGCGCAGGGCUUGGAGGUGACAUUCCUGUUGCCCAGCGUCGGCCCUGGCGAGCAGUACCGCUGCGGCUACUGGAACCGGGACGCGGCCGGGGGGCGGGUGGAGUCCCCGCUCAGCGACCCUGCUAACGUCACCAGCGGCCCAGAUCGCUACCCCAAGCCGUCCAUCGCCGUCAGCCCUGGCACGGAGGUCUUGGCCGGCCAGACUUGGACGAUCCGGUGCUGGGCUCCGUAUGCGGGGAUGAGCUUUGUGCUGUACCGGGCACGGGAGUUCUGGACUGAGCGGGCGCCUCGCGGAGACCCCCCCACGGCUGAGUUCCACCUGGGGAACGCCAGCGCCGCCAACGUGGGGAGAUACACCUGCUACUAUCACACCACCAGCGAGCCCUUCAUCUGGUCCAACGCCAGCAACCCCCUGGAGCUCAGGGUCACAGGUGGGGGGAAUGGGGCAUGGGGCCUC